AUGGCUGAGGCACUCAUUUCCGUGCUUCUCGAACAACUGGCUUCGGUAACUUACCAACACGUCGGAGAAGAGGUGAAGCUGGUUUUGAAUGCGGAGAAAGAUGUUCAAGAAUUCGAGGCCAAACUUAAAGUGAUUGGUGCUGUGCUUGAGGAUGCGGAGCUGAGGCAAGUGAGGGACGCCAACGUCAGAAAUUGGCUGGAGCAGCUGAAAGAUGUGUCGCACAAGAUGGACAAUGUGCUGGAUGAGUGGAACACUGAAAUACUGAAACAACAAAUUGAGAAACAAGAAGAGCACGGUGGAAGUACUUCUCUUGUUACUGAGAAGAAGAUGAAGUCGGUAUGUUUCUCUAUUCCAUCCUCUUGCUUUUGUUUCAGCCAAGUCCAUCGGAUAAUUCUUCAUCGUGACAUUGCUCUUAAGAUCAAAAGUCUGAAUGAAAAUUUAGAUCAGAUUGCAAAGCAAAGAGAAACAUAUAACUUUCGAUUCACAGAGAGAAUAAUCAGUGAACAACCUGAGCGAGAGAAAACUUCUUCUUUUGUUGAUGAAUCUAUCAUAUUUGGUAGAGAACAACAAAAGGAAGUUUUGGUUGGCAAGUUGUUGAAUGAGAGUAGUCAAGAAGAGACGGGCCUCCUUGUCAUCCCUAUUGUCGGGAUGGGAGGAAUGGGGAAGACAACUUUGGCCCAACUGGCUUUUAACGAUGAAAAUGUUAAAGCUUGUUUUGGGAUAAGAAUAUGGGUUUGUGUUUCAGACCCUUUUGAUGAGAUGAAAAUUGCUAAAGCCAUCAUCUCUGGUGCUAAAGCUGUCAGCCCAAAUUCGGAUGAGUUGGAAGAUUUCUUUCAGUGUAUGUCUGAAUCCAUUAAGGGAAAGAAGUUUCUCCUUGUCCUAGACGAUGUGUGGACUGAAGACCAAAGAAAGUGGGAGAAAUUGAAGUUGCCAUUAAUACAAGGUGGCGCCCAUGACAGUAGAAUAUUGGUGACCACUCGAAAACAGGAGGUUGCUGAUAUGAUGGGAGCUCCCACUCGCACAAUCUAUUUGGAGAGGUUGAGCGAACAAAAUUGUUUGUCAAUAUUCAACCGCAUGACAUUUUAUAAUAGGGAUAAGGAUGGUGCGUUGGAGUUGGAAGCCAUUGGUGAAGAAAUAGCAAAAAAGUGCAAAGGUUUGCCUCUUGCUGCAAAGACUCUGGGUAGUCUCAUGCGUUACAAGAAAGCGAGGAAAGAAUGGCAAGAAGUUUUGAACAGUAAGAUAUGGGACCUUGAAGAGGUUGAGCAACAAGUUUUCCAACCACUAUUACUGAGUUAUUUUGAUUUGGCACCUGCAGUCAAACGAUGCCUUUUAUAUUGUGUUAUCUUUCCAAAAGAUCAUCUGAUCUAUAAAGAUUAUUUGAUUGAGUUGUGGAUGUCACAAGAUUAUCUCUAUUCGAAAGGAAACAUGGAGAAAGAAAUAAUUGGCCAAAGGUUUUUUGAUAAUUUAGCAAUGCGAUCUUUCUUUCAAGACUUUCAAAAACUCAGUGAUGGAAAUAUCUGGAGGUGUAAAAUGCAUGAUAUUGUGCACGAUUUUCUGCAGUAUCUUACUCAACAUGAAUGCUUUACAAUGGAGGUUAAGGGUGGUAACAAUACAAUAAAUCCCUUGGGUGAUAAGAUCCGCCAUUUGACCUUAAUGCUUGCACCUGAGGGUCCAUUCUCAUGUGUUUCGUUUUCCAGCUACGAUCUACGUACUCUUGCCACUUUUGAUUCAAAAUUUAAUGUUGUGAGCUCAACUUUGUUCUCGCAGUUGAAACAUCUUAGGACAUUAAAUUUGAGUGGUCCUUGUAUUGAAGUGCUUUCGGAAGAGAUAGGUGAAUUGGUGCAUCUGAGGUUUAUUGAUUUGUCCAAAAAUCCUUUGAAAAGGCUACCGAAUGGGGUGUAAUUUAUACAAUUUGCAGACUUUGCGCCUUGUUGAGUGUGAAGAACUUGAAAGUCUACCUCAGAGCAUGGGAAAGUUGAUUAACUUAAAGCAUCUUU
This is a messenger RNA of Malus domestica (apple), 1997 nucleotides long. The record is from RefSeq and is a predicted model, not a curated record. NCBI's taxonomy places the organism in Eukaryota, Viridiplantae, Streptophyta, Magnoliopsida, Rosales, Rosaceae.